Messenger RNA from Helicoverpa zea (corn earworm), 8195 nucleotides. Its product is annotated as pleckstrin homology-like domain family B member 2. The coding region runs from base 420 to 5474 and encodes 1684 amino acids. The transcript has 19 exons. The record is from RefSeq and is a predicted model, not a curated record. Lineage: Eukaryota; Metazoa; Arthropoda; Insecta; Lepidoptera; Noctuidae. Gene Ontology annotation, molecular function: protein binding.
UCAGUUCGAAGUUCGGUACUAAUCGGUGCGUCUCGCUUGUUUGUUUUGUUUACGUUUUAUUUUCAAUUAAAAACUUUUCUAACGCCGCCGUCCUUUGUUUACAUUAGUACAUUAAUUAACACGAGAACCGUUCAGUGUUGUGUGUAACUGUGAUAUCUCAUAUGUAAUUCGUAUUGCAAAUAUUUUGCACAUUAAAAGUUGAGUUUAGUCAUCAUCCCGUGAAUUUUGAGUUUGGUUUUGUUAUUGUGAUAUUUUCGUGAAUUAAGCGCUAAAAUGUUAGUGCUGUAAUAAUCGAUGGAUAAAUAGAGAUGAUCCGAUUGGUGAUUCCAGCGAUGCUAUUGGCGGAUACGUCACCGUGAUGACGGGAGGAUCGCUGUGAUUGGCGGAGUGUCAGCCUGCCGCGCCGUGAUUGGUGGAAAAUGUCUGGGCUGCAAGCGAGGAAUGAGGAGCCGAUCAAUGGAGUGGAUGUUAGGGAGCAAGGUAGCGCUUUGAGGGUGGCGACAAAUACUCCGCAUUUGGUGAGCCUCGGAACCGGUCGCCUGAGCACUGCCGUCACCUUGCAUCCUAUCAAGCAAGGUCGCGUGACCAUAGGCUCGGACCCAACAUGCGAUAUCUACGUGGUGGGCACCGGCGUGGCCAGCGUGCACUGUCGCGUGGAGAACUCGCACGGCGUCGUCACGCUGUACCCGCUGAGCGGCAGCACUCUGCUCGACGGACUGCCUGUGGACAAGCCCACCAGACUGUCGCAAGGUAGCAUGCUAACAAUAGGACGGUCGAACUACCUCCGUUUCAACCACCCCGCAGAAGCCAAGCUCAUGAAGUCGGUGUUACCUUCGGCUCACGUCUCCAUGGCGCCCGUACAGUUCCAGCCUAAUGACCAGUGUGUUAAUACAGGGUACGUCACCCACCACUCAGAAAGUUACCAAACCAACAACCUGCAGAAGAUAUACAAAGACAACUCCUUAACGCAAUUAGACCAAGAACUAGACAUGACUCUCAAAGAAAUGUCCAGGAAAAAGCCCCCAGUUGCCCCUAAGAAACCUUACAGAGACCUUGAUACUUCAGACUCAAACUCUGACCAAGAAUCUAGACCCAAAAUGUCCGGGAUCAUGGCUAAAGUAUCGAAAUUCGAGUACUACGCUAAACAACAGAAAAUUGGUAGAAGCCAGUUUUACACGGCAAACGAAAACGAAAUAUCUCCGAAAGUAUUUAGCUCAAAUUCUUUAACAGUUAACACCCCAGCCAAAGAUGUGUUAGGCGGCAAAACUAUGCCUAAUUACAUGAAUAAAAUGAAAAAUGUUUUGAUAAACGAAAACAAUGCUGUAGACCCGAAAAACUGUUCGUACGCCAACGUCGCUAUAAGACACAGAACGAAAAUAGAUGACAUAGUAAAAAACUUUAGCGAACCUAAAGACUAUAAUAAGUUACCGAAAAAAGUUAACAACGACCAGCAAAAUGACAACAUUUACGGCAAAAUUAAUGUUGACAGAAAACCGGAGGAAAAACCGUUGCAAAAUGGUUUAGAAUCGAGCAAAAACGGUUUAGAAUCGAGCAAAAAUGGUUUAGAAUCGAGCAAAAAUGUGAUUGAAUCUGGGAAAAAUAAUUUGGAGAGUUACUCGAAUAUGAUGGAAAGGAAUGAGGUUUAUGGGAAGAUUUCUGAUAGGAGUAUGAGUUUGCCUAAAGGAAUUAGUUUGCCGUCGCCGGCGUAUGAUAGGAAUCCUCAAUACUCUCCGGUCUACGCCAAUACUUUGUACGACAGAAGUAUAGAAGCGGAGACAAGAAGGUUACGGGCGUACCAGGACAGAAUAAAGGAGGAAGAGCAGAAGGAAGCGGAAACGGCUCGGCUGGAAGAGAUCCUCAACAUGUGCGCCGAGUAUGAGAGACAAAUCGCUUCAGGCAUCCCAAUAACGCCUACAGAGAAGAGGCCGCACAACAAGAUCAUCACGAACGGCUCCCUGCCGCGCAGUGUUGCCCUCAACAACCCCAACUUUGUGCAGACCAGCGAUGGUUACUACAAGUUCGAAACUAGUCAUAACAAAAGUUCACCAAUGAGCCAAUCUCUUCCGAUCCAAAGGAAUCUCUCUAGCUACGAGAAUUUCGACACUUCUGCCUCCCCUACAGAACUAACCCCUGAGGUAGUCAUCCCUCAAAAUAACUACGAAAACGUAGGCAGGAUGGAUGAAAUAGGGAUUCCAGUCUUCGACGAUCCCUCGCCCAGAAUGCACGAUUUGUCUAGUCCGAUUAUGAUAAGAAAACUUCACAACCAAAGCGGGGAUCGAGUCCCUAAUCUCUCUUCACCAAUAGGAAGUCCCUACGAAAAUGUUUACUAUAGAAAUAAUGUGUAUGGCAAUCUAAAACCUAAGUCUCCUAACACCCAAAGUCCUAGAACGAGAAUUAAAACGACUUUUGCCCACAAAAAUCUACCUUCACCUCAGUAUUUUAUAUUCCCUACCCCACCUCCCGUAGACAAUUCCAAAAAACCUAACUUUGACGUAGACAAGAAAGAUAAUAAUGAAACAGAAAAACCUAAAUUCGAUGGUAUAGAAAAACAAUUAAGUCUCGAAGAAGAAAUUCCGAUGAUAGACGAUGAUUUAACGAAUGACUUAGAAUUCAGAUACUCCAAAGUAUUAAACGAUGAUAAGAAGGAACAAACUCCCGAAAAGAGUCCAGAUGUUUUGACUAAAAACCAAAGCUUUGAUGACAUGAAGAAAGAACUGAUGGCUGACAUUCCUGAGUUAGAAGAAUUUGAAAAGGAUUUAAAGGAAAAUAAAAGAGAGAAGAUAAUUAAAACAAUAACUGAAGAUAUUAAGAAGAUUGAUAUAGAAGCUGAUUCGUUAGAUAGCGCGGUUAUAGAUGAUAAUGUUGAUGAGUUAAAGAGUAAAUAUGACAAACUAAAAGAAGAGAGGAAGAAGUUGGUGACGGAAAUACAUGAAAUUAAGUGCAAAAUGUCCGAGAUUAGAUCACAAGAAGAUGAUAUCUUGAGAGAGUUGGAAAUGGAGAAAGCCCUAAUCAAAGGCGAGUACGAUUCCGAAAUAGCCAUACUAAACAUAGAACAGAAGAAGAAGUUGGACUUAGUAGAGAGUGCCAAGAAGAUUGAAGAAGAGAUCAAGCAGCUGAAAGAGAAGCAAGAAGCUAGACAGAACGAGAUGAGAGAUCGAGUGGAGAUAGCGACGUUGAAGGUUGAGAGGAUAGAGAAAGACCUGAAAGAGAGUGGGGCUACACUUGAAGAGUUACAGAACGCACAGGACAUUCUGGAUAACGAGACCAAGAUCUUUGAGGACCUGGAGUUCCAACAUCUUGAGGAAGAGUCAGAAUUAUUAUCAAACAGAGAAGACAUCCAAAACGAGAUAAUCCUACUCACCAAAAAGAUCGAAGCGCAAAAAACUCGUAUACUAACACUGAAAUCUGAAGCUAACAACAAUUUAACAUCCGCACUAGACGAAACGAAAAUCCUUCACGCCGAAUACGUAAGACUACUCAACUUAGUCGAAGAAAUAACUGGUAAAGUACAAACGAUAGAAAAAGAGCUAAAACCUAUCGUAGCCAAACUAAAUGAUAUUGAAAGAACCCAAUCUCCAGAUAGCGCAUUCUAUACUGACCAAACUAGAGCAAAGUCAGGGGAAUUCGGAUAUUCCCCACAAAGCUCUGACAGUGAUGAUAUUGACCUCAAAAUGUCUACUUUCGAAGAUCACAGCAAACUUCUAAAGGACAAAUUCAACUCUAUAGAUCAAAUGUCACAAUCUAUGACUGUAGAUAUUGAAAGGAGAGUUAUAACUGACUUGGUAGAUCAUGACGAACGAUACAGCGAGAGUCCUUCAAAAUCUUCCACUUCGUCCAAAGAAAAGAAAGGAUUUUGGGAACGAAAUUUCGAUUCUUUGAAACGGAAAAGUAAGAAACCGAAAUCGCCUGAAAAAGUUGAUAUAAUGUCUCAAAGCUUGAACGAAAACUUAUUCUUUAAUGAUAAUAUUGAGGCUGAUGUUAGUCUAGAUAAAUUCAAUAGUCUAAGACACUCUAAAAAGAAAGAUAAGAACACAGGACCAGUUAAAAGUAACUCCUCGUCUAAAAUCCCAACAUUCGCAGCUCUAGGCAAAAUCAUGAAAAAAGACUCAUUCGGCAAAAAAUCUCGCGAAAACAGUAUUAAAAACGACGAAUCUGACAAAGAAAAUAAUGCUAAAAACCGUUAUAUUAAAAACACGAAAAGUACAAAUCCUGACAAUAAAUACGUUAAAGCUAAAUCUUUGUCUCCUGAGAAGAAGGAAGAAGAUAUUUUAGAAGAACCUGAUAUUGAAGAACAGAAAAUAAAAGUUACUUUUGAGAAUACACCUCCUAAAGCAGACACUUUAAAUUCAGCUCAAACAGCUAAAAUUUUACAUAGAAAAAGUUGUGGAGACGAACCGAGCGUGAAAGAAUUUCAGAAAAUGACUGAUACGAAUAAGAUUCCUUCUCAAGAUGAUAUAGAUAGGAUUUCUAAAGUUACUAUUGAUGCUCCCAUAUUGCCUAGUGAUACCGAUAUGAAUUCUUUGGGAAAAAGGACGCUGGAUAGCUUGAUGGAGGUGGAAAGGAAAAGGCUUGAGAUGUUGGAGGAACAAGGUUGCCAAGUAAUAGAAAACGAACGCGAAAAGAUUUCCGAGCUCAAACGCCGUGUUCAAGACGAGACCAAAAAGUUAUGGGACCAAAAAUACCGCGCAGAACAGAGCAAGUCUUUCGACGAACAAUCUCAUAGUCUACCGCCAUUGUUGCCGAGGGAAGAAGAUAAGGUGUACGAUAGGAGCGUCAUGGAAGAUUCUAGUCUGAUAGAUGACAGCUUUAUGGCGAAUUCUAGUAUGUUUGAGGAGAGUUCCGGGCUAAUGUCAUCGUCCAUUGAAGAGCUCCAAGUGAGGAAUUCGCGCACCGAGUCUACUGAGGAUGACAAGCGCAGUGACGACAGUAGACCGCUCAGUCACGCCUCCGACUUCAGUAGGGACAAUAUUUUGUCUCUCAGCAAUGCCCCCCGGCGCAGUCGGCGCGGCGUGGCGCCCUACAGCGAGUCGCAGCGCCCCCUCACGCGAUACCUGCCCGUCGACAGAGACGACUUCGAUCUGCGUCGACACGUCGAGUCCGCCGGUCACCAGAUCGAGGUGUGUCCGUACGUGUCGGUGACGCCGACGUCGUGUCGCGGGUAUCUGCACAAGCUCGGUGCCAAAUUCCACACAUGGUCCAAGAGGUGGUUCGUUUUCGAUAGAGAAACGAAAACGUUCGUCUACUACUGGGACAAGAGUGAGAAGAAGCCCAGGGGAGGGGCCUACUUCCAGGUAAUAGAAGAAGUGUACCUAGACCACGGUAACACGUCAAAAUCACCGAACCCGUUAACGACCUUCAUUGUGAAGACCAGACAGCGUCGGUACUACCUCAUGGCGCCAUCAGGAGAAGCGGCCAGGAUCUGGAUAGACGUCAUCUUCACGGGAGCACAAGGGUACACCGAAUAUCUAGAAUGAAUCGCGUCCAAAACGUAUAGGAGAAAAAUUUUACGACAGGUCAAAAAUUUGGGAGAAUAGGAGAUACAAAUGUUUGCUGUUUAGGCAGUUUGAAGUUUCUUUUCAGCUAAAUAGAGUCUAGAUUGGUUCACAGUUGCUUUGGUGGAGACUGUAAAAUAUCUUCUUGUUUAGAUACUUUUGUCUACACUGUGUAUGCCAAAAUUUAUUUCUGUAUUGUGUGACAUCGGUUUUGGUGAUUUCAAAGUGUAGGUUUGGUGUUCAGAUUGUAUUAGACUUUUGGUCUAAACUGCUGUGCAGUCAGUCUAGACUUUUUCAUCAGCCUUGUAAGCCUUUCUAUCUGGGUUUGAUUCCGAUUUAUUCUCCACGGCAAAUAUGGUGACGACAUUUUUCGGUGACCCAAGACUUAUGUGUCUCGGUUUCGAACUGGAUUAUUCUUAAAAUUAGACAAAUCACCUUACUUUGAAAGCGUGAAAAUAUUAUUUACUUUAUUUGUUAUAUUUUAUUUUCAUUGGUAUUAAAUAUAGCAGUUAUUUCGACCAAUUGCGAGUGGGUAUCUUUAUUUCUUGAAUCACGCUUCUAAAAGUCUGUUUAGUUUGUCCUUGGUAUGUCAUAGAUUAUGUAGUAUGGUAACUUUAUUGUUGAUGUUGCCAGUUACUUCUAUACUAAACAGAUUUUUAGUUAGAAUGUAAGGGGGUUUGUUUAUAUUAAACACUUUUACUGGACUUUAGAAUAUGUCGAUGUAAACUCGAAUGUGUAUUCUGCCUUACAUGUCGGUGAUACACAAUUUGAAUAAGACAUGACAAGGAGAGAGCAAAUUUGUAAAAACAAAAUAUAAUUCACGUAGUUGCAUCCGAGUUAUUUACGAUCUUCGUUUUACUGCCAAAAAAGGCUCGAUAAUCAAUAAAAUCAUUGUAAAACUACCAUUUCACAUAACACCCGUCCAUUAUCAACUUUACCCAAGUCACAAAGUAAUAGUACUUACAGAACUAGCUAGCUAAAGUAGAAACUCAAUCAGUACCAUACAUUUUAAGUACAUUUAUGUAAUUAAUUCUGUCAAUUAAUUGUAGAUAGGUUGUGCUGUGGUGUUUUUGAAGGAACGGUCAUUGUGUAAAAUUACCAGAUAAUUCUGGUUAAAAGUUUGCAAAACUUAUUGAGAAAUGAUGCUCUAUACAUGAGUUGAACUUUUUAAAAUGAAACAUUACGAUUCUAAACUUUUAUUGGAUACUAAACGUAUCUAAAAUAAGGCAAAAUGAAUCGUAUUCUAACGGGCAUAAGACACGGUAUUCCGUGGUCGGAAUUAUUUUAUUGUAACACGAGAAUUUUAUCUUAUACUACCAUAUACCAUAUUAUACAUACGACGCAGUAUUUUAUCUUUACAUAUAUUUUGGUAACUAUUUUAAUGAUGAAAUGUGUCUCGAUUUUAGCAAUAAAACUUUCAACAGUAACCGGUUUAUGUACGAAAUUUUUAACCACUUUGACUGAUUAAAUUCCACAUUACCCGGUUAAUGUUGAUACUAAAUCAAAGUGCCAAUUUUUAUUCGUCAGUAAGAUACAUAAUGGCAGCUAUUUUUAUACAAUUUACGAUAAAAAUCGGAUAACAUUGGUGCCUUGUAUAAGACUGAAUUCUAUACAAAAAAAUAAAUCGAAAAUGUCUUACCAUUUAUAUUAAGUAAAAUAUAUGCUUGCAUGAAAAGUAAAAUAUAGAAAAUUAAUUUUAAAAAGAGUGAUUUUGAAUUUUCGUUUUAUUCCAAAAAUAUCGGUAUGAGUUUUUAAAUAUGAAAUUAUGAUUAAUUUGUGAUUUUGUAUGUAAUAUUUAUAUUAAAUUACGGUGGAAUUUAAUGCAUGGGUAUUUUAAAUUUUAAACUUUAUUGAAAAGGUUAUCAUUGUCGAAUUUCAUUUGCGAUCUUAAAAGACUUUGCAGCUAAAGAAUUCUUAUGAAUUUAUUAUUAUUUUAAAGACACCAAAAAUGUCAUAUAUAAGAUCGCAAUUUCAACAAUAGUACUUAUAAAUAAGACUUCACUAUCCCGUUGAAGACUAAAAGCAUUUUCUUAAAACAUUUAUUUAUUAUAAAAAGAACAUAAAAAACAAUGAAAAGUUUUCUUUUUUGUGAGCGAGUCUCACAAGAAUUGUAAAAAGAAAAAAAUCUUGUGUAUAAUUAUAUUUAUUAUUUGUCAUUUGGUGCAAACAUUGCCAUAUGUUGCCAGGUGUUUACCAUCUCGAAAAUAUUUUUGUAAAAUAUUCUGGUUAGAGUAAUUUUGCACGCUUAAUGCAAAUUAUGUUACCGUCUAGUAUAUAAAACUGUAAUAAAUGCGUUCAAAGCGGAUCGUUGGCUUAUUUUGCAUGCCUACCGCUUUGUUAUAAUUAACGUGGCCAGAUCAAACCGCAAAAUUAAUUUAUUAUUCCAAUAAAUAAUUUGUAUUUUUGGUCUGGCUACACCAGCUUUUAAAUAUGGCAACUAUACUAGCUGCCUUACAUUUUUAAGUAACUAACUAGAACUAAUGAAAUUAUACAAAAUUACCGUUUUAUGUCGUAAUUAUUUAAGUACAAAAUUGUGAUUACUUAUCGAAUCGUAUUACCAGUGUAAAAAAUCAUUUUAUAGAUUUGCAACAUUGUAUUUACUUGCGUAGUUUAAAGGGCUGAUACCAAUUUUACUUUAGAUUUAAGAGAAAUAAAUCACAUUGUAUUAUUAACCUAAUGAAUUAAAGUUCAUUUUAUCUUAAA